Dipodomys spectabilis (banner-tailed kangaroo rat) is the source of this 7801-nucleotide messenger RNA. RefSeq names its product heart development protein with EGF like domains 1 (gene Heg1). Gene Ontology annotation, molecular function: calcium ion binding. The coding region runs from base 1 to 4272 and encodes 1423 amino acids. The record is from RefSeq and is a predicted model, not a curated record. The transcript has 18 exons. Gene Ontology annotation, biological process: heart development. NCBI's taxonomy places the organism in Eukaryota, Metazoa, Chordata, Mammalia, Rodentia, Heteromyidae.
AUGGCCUCGCCGCGCGCCUCGCGGUGGCCCCCGCCGCCCCUCCUGCUGCCGCCGCUCCUGCUGCUGCUGCUGCUGCUGCCGCCGCCCGCCGUCCCCGGGACGCGGGACCGGCCGCCCUCCCCGGCCCGCCGCGCGCCCCUCGCCGACGCGGGCACGGCUCGAUCGCCCGCCCGCCGCCCAGAGCUCGAGUCCCCGCCCUGGGAACGCCGCGGGCCCGCGUCCCCCGGCCCCAGCCCCGCGCCCCCGCGGCCCGGCGUCGCCACUCGGCGGGGACGCUCCAGCGGGGACCCCCGAGGCGGGAGCGCGGCUGCUAUAAGCAACUAUGGGUCAGGAAGGAGCAACACUGAGCCCCACAGUGAAAACAUUGCCUUCCGUCAAGCUCUACAGGACCUUUCAACGGUGGCCUUCAGAGAGGGUGUCAUGGCUCAGACCUCCAGAACUAGCCAUCUUUCUUCAGAAUCUCUGGAAGAUCUCCCUGCUCUUACUGAAAUGGCAAGUGCCGAGGGAAGGAAUGAGUCUUCAAGUCAAACAAACUUCACCAUUUCACCUGUUGGGCACUCAUCUGAGAUCGCCAUGGCUCUAACCUCCCAGGACAGUACUUUAUCCUCGAAAAGAUCAGAAGAAAAAAGUUCUCCUCAAAUGGAGAGUGAGAUAUCCCCAGUCUCCCUGGAGAAGGGGAAGGAGCUCCCAGGAGUGAGAACUACACACACCCAAGGAGCCUACACAUCAGCUUCCAUCCAGUCCUCUCUUGCUUCGGAGCCCAGAGAAGGGACCAUGCUCUCCAGGAGGAGAAAUUCCUCAGAACCAGAGCUCAUCUUACAGCGUUUCUCCAGGACACCAGCUUACUCUCCUUCUUCAGGCCAUCCAUCAUCUUCUGAGAGGAUGGAGGGAUUUAAUGAUGGUGUCACUGGUGUCCACAGCCCAUCAGGCAGCCACAGGAAGAGCAUGCAUGCUGCUUCCACGCUCACUGAUGGUGUCCCAAGGGUGCUCCGGUCUUUGGCUGUCAGCCUGGCACCUGUAAAUGAGACAGAGGGCUUCCCUGAUCACUUCAGAACUGCUACAACUUCUAUCUCACCCACUGUGGAAGAAUUGAGAACUAACAGUAAAGUAACUGAGAACCCAGGAGAUGAAGAAUUCCUUGAGCCAUCCACAGAAAAUGAAUUUGGAUUUACAUCUUUACAUGGGCAAAAUGACUCCUUAACCCUUGGAGGACAUCAGCUUGCCAGCAGCUCUGAAAGGCUCAGGCCUCAAACGGAGACUGUGUUAAGGUCACUACCUGCCAUUGGAGCUGGAGAAAGCACAGCACACUGGUUCUUGACCAAUAGCAAGACAUCUGCAAAUGUGAGAGAAAGCUCUCCUUCAUAUCCUGAGGUUGUGAACACUUUAGUUUUGACCCAAUUCUCAGACUCUGCUCAACAGUCCAAGGGAGGAAACUCAGUGCUGGGUGAGAGAAGUUACUCAGAGUCUUCAUUUACAUCUUCCUCAGAAAGCCUGGAUUCCUCAGCACCACCUGGAGAACGCUCAACUCAGGGCCACGCUCCUCAGGUAGGAGAAAGAACGUCCGGGUGGCGCCCCCGCAGCGGCGCGCACACCUCAGCAACGCUCGCCGGAAGUGGAGAGCAGCGCACGCUGCGGUCUCUCAGCUUCACCGACGCCUCUGCGGACGCGGGAGCGCGCGCAGCCCAGCGCGGGAACGUGACGGACCGCUCGGGCCUGCUGUCUCUGCCGCCCGCCGCCGCCGUGCCUGCUCUCGGAGUCACUGGACUCAGCUAUGGUGGUAUAAGUGGCACGGAUACUGAACAAAGGACUUCCAGUGACCACACAGACCACACUUACGUUUCAUCUACUUUCACCAAAGGAGAACGUGCAUUACUCUCCAUUACAGAUAAUGGUUCAUCCUCAGACAUUAGUGAGAGCUCAACUUCUUAUAUUAAGAUCUCAGACUCUCCCUACUUAGACUACACUUCUUCUGCUCAGAUGCAGACUGAGAGAAAUAACAUCUCAUCCUAUGAUGGAGAAUAUGCUCAGUCCUCCACUGAGUCACUGGUUCUGGGUACAUCCAACCUUCCACACUACACAUCCACCAUUAAUAUGCCAAAUACCUUGGUUCUUCUGGAUGCCAGGACUGAAUCUAUUGGUGACUCAUCUUCUUCAGGGUCCCCUUUGCCUCUGCCCUCAGUGUCACAAUCGCACCAGUUGGACUCAUCAACUUUACCAUCAACCAGGGCCUUUACACAUCAACUGAAAUCUACCUCGGAGCCCUCUACACCUUUGGCUUCCUCAACACCACCUUUACCAAUGGAAUCUACCCAUAUCUCACUUUCUGUCUCACAAACAGCCUUAUCACAUUCAUCUUCAAUUCCAAUUCCCCCUGGAACGAGGGAGACACCUGUGACUUUAGUUCAGACAUCAACAGUAGCAUCAUCCUUAGCAAUUUCUCAUAGUGGUCAAACAGCAGACCCCAAGAACCAGAGCACCCAAGAGAAAAUCAUCACAGAAGGAAAGUCACCAAGCCUGGUGUCUGUGCCUACAGAGUCUACCAAAGUUGUAACAGUGAGCUUUCCUUCAGGGGUUCCUUUGCCCCCAGCCUUAGCAGAAUUCUCCACCAACCCAACCCUUCCAGCCAUGAGCACCAGUUUAGUCCAGAUGUCUUCAGCAUUGGCAGCCACCACUCUUCAGUCUGGUCACCCUUCUGUGACUAGUCCCAGCACCCUAUCAAACAAAGAAACUCCAGUCCCUGAUCUUGUAACUGUACAUACUACAUCUGGAAGACAACUCUUGCCAACCCACCCUGAAACUCGAGUGCCACAAAUCUCAACAGAAGGUGCCAUCACAACAGAAAGAAACCAAGUACAUAUAGAUGAUACCACAAGAGUGAUCCCUGUGACUAGUGUACCUACAUCAGCAAAAGAAUCAACCACAAAGCUUGACAUGGAUGCAUAUAGCCCACCAUUACAUUUCCUCAGAACAUCUCCUCAAACCACAGAUGUUUCUACAGCUAAAGAGUUGACUGCUAAAUCUACAACCUUUACUGCUCAGAGCACCACACAGUCACUAAUAGCAUUGCCACUUCCAACCUCAGUUAACAGCUGUGCCACAAAUCCUUGCCUUCACAAUGGUGAAUGCAUUGAAGAUCUCACUGAUCACGGUUACCGAUGUGUGUGCUCACCUUCCUGGCAAGGGGACAACUGUAGUGUGGAUGUAGAUGAAUGCCUCUCAAACCCCUGCCCACCCCUGGCCACGUGCAACAAUACUCAGGGAUCUUUUGUCUGCAGAUGCCCAGUUGGGUACCAGCUGGAAAAAGGAGUAUGUAAUUUAGUUAGAACCUUCGUGACAGAGUUUAAAUUAAAGAAAACUUUUUUCAAUACUACUGUGGAAAAACAUUCAGACCUACAUGAAGUAGCAAAUGAGAUCACCAAAACGUUAAAUGUGUGUUUUUCAACAUUACCUGGUUAUAUCCGAUCUACAGUUCAUGCUUCUAGGGAGUCUAGUAUGGUGAUGAUCUCAGUGCAAGCCAUGUUUUCCCUGGCCUCCAACGUGACACUGUUUGACCUGGCUGAUGGGAUCCAGAAAUGUGUCAACUCCUGCAGGUCCUCUGCUGAGGUCUGCCAGCUCUUGGGGUCUCAAAGGAGGAUCUUUAGAGCGGGCAGCUUGUGCAAGCGGAAGAGUCCAGAAUGUGACAAAGAGACCUCCAUCUGCACUGACCUGGAUGGCAUUGCCCUGUGCCAGUGCAAGUCAGGCUACUUCCAGUUUAAUAAGAUGGAUCAUUCCUGCCGAGCAUGUGAAGAUGGAUAUAGACUUGAAAAUGAAACCUGUAUGAGUUGCCCAUUUGGCCUUGGUGGUCUUAACUGUGGAAACCCCUAUCAGCUUAUCACCGUGGUGAUUGCGGCUGCAGGAGGUGGGCUACUGCUCAUCCUUGGCAUUGCCCUGAUUAUUACCUGUUGCAGAAAGAGUAAAAAUGACAUAAGCAAACUUAUCUUCAAAAGCGGGGAUUUCCAAAUGUCCCCAUAUGCCGAGUACCCCAAGAACCCUCGUUCACAAGAGUGGGGCCGAGAAGCCAUUGAAAUGCAUGAGAAUGGAAGCACCAAAAACCUCCUCCAGAUGACAGAUGUGUACUAUUCGCCCACAAACGUAAGGAAUCCUGAACUUGAACGGAACGGUCUGUACCCAGCCUACACUGGAUUGCCCGGAUCACGGCAUUCUUGCAUUUUCCCUGGACAGUAUAACCCAUCUUUCAUCAGUGAUGAGAGCAGGAGGAGAGACUACUUUUGAGUCAGGGAAGAAGCCUGUUGCCCCGAAACGGUUGCGGGACCUCUGUGGUUCAGAGCACUGGCUGCUCCCAGGACUUGUCAGAGCCACCCAUAAGUGGCAAACAGAAAGAGGGACAGGCGUGGCCCCAGUGGACGGGAAGGGCGGAGUGUGGACCGGCAGGCUGCUCAGUUGGCACCUUCAUUGUUACUGUGAACUGGCGGUGGGCAGUACCAUGGGAGUCUCUGAGUGCUGCCGCGUGCUGCUGGAGUUAGGAGUGACUGUAGCCACGGCGUGCCACUAGGUAUCACUGCAAGGACCCGGUUUUUCCUUGGUUUGCACUUUAGUACAUUGGGCACGGAGGUUUCUUUUUGGUUUGUUUCAAGACUAUUCUAGAAAGAGGGCUUCUUUUCAUGAGACACUUUUCUGGGCCACCGUUUGGUGAUUCAUUGCCACCAGGUGCUGGCCCUUUGUUUUCCUGUCCAGAUGCUUGUGUGUGAAACACAGGCAGGCGAGGGGUGAUGUGCCACUGUGACCCAGAGAUGCUGCAGCCAGCAGGGCGUUAACGCUUUCAGGCGGCCUUAUGCUCGCUUCCAGGCCAUUCCCCUCAAGGAGGAAUGGACGCUGGUAAGGCAUAGCACAUAACUUCUCCCUGCUUGUCAAGUUGAGGUGACAUGUUCAUUGAAGUCCAAUGGGUUUUUCCAACUUACAGUUCAGUCUCACAUUUUCAAGUAGGUGCACAUCAGGGCAAAACAACUUGCAUUCGGUUUGGGUUAGAAGCAUCCAGCUGCCUCAGUGAUGAGGCUGACUGGCAGAUCAGGGACCAAAGGUGGCAGGUCCUGCCUUCAGCAGGGGCACUUCUCAUUCACCAUGAGGAAAUCCAUGGCUCCUGCUCCUCUGACCACUAUGCCAGAAACUAGAUGCCACUACAGAUGGAGUUAGAAAGGAAAGUUGAAUGCAGGGGUGCGAGUCAGAAUUUCACCCCCAGAGGAAAAGUCUGCUGUGGUCCCUGCAACUGGUCAUGGUUAGAGAAAUGGGCUAAUUUAGGUAUUAGAUUUCUGUGGGUGUUCUGCGGGAAAGCAGGGAGCUAGGACGGAGCUACGGGUAAGUGUGCUUACCUGCUAAUUGUUGUGUCUCUCAAUGUGUCCACAAACUCAGUGUAUAAACUAACCACUCAGAGCUACUUAAUUCACUGAAGUAGUAACUUCCUUCCUCUCAUCUGGUCAUUGGUUCCUCUUCCGCCCCUGUGUAGUACCCUCUGGAAACAGGUACGGUGUGUGUGAGCACUGGCUGGUUAGGGUCUGGGAGUGUGCUUUGGGGAAGGAAAUGUCCCUUGUCUUGUUGGUUGUCCUGGGUCUUGCAAGGGGGGUAUGUUGAGUGCUUUGUGUCUAACUGUGGAACUUUGGACCAUCCUGAUGUAGGGGAGGGAACACGGAGGGAUGAUGAUCGUCCGCGUUCUUGCUGGGGGCUCAGUGGCCCGCAUGUCUGGAAGUGGUUCCGUGCUGGGGACAGUCUUCCUUGGACAUGUGCGUUUCUUCAAGAUGUCCUCUUCAAAACAUGCAGUUCUCCUCUCCGAGGCCUGAGCUGAGCCCGCCGUCACCGCUGCUCCCCAUCACCUGCUAGAGGAGGAUGGCUAGUCAGGUGUGUGGAUUCUAGCAGUUGAGGUGUGCUUAUCUCACAAGUACAAAAUAAGUCCUGUUGUCCAUGAAUAUUAACUUACCUUCAAACUCAUCACUGUCUUGAAACACUGGGUCUUGCACAUAUCUCUCUGGAACCACAUGGCCUCACAUCUAACUGGAGAACUCAGAACUCCUGCCCUCAGCACACCUGAGCCAACAGGCUGCACAGCCUGCUCCAGCUCCUUUUGCAACAUAUCUGCUCUCCAGGCCUCGCUCCUGUGGGAGCAGCCACCAAGGGCUGUGUCUAGACAUAGUAUGCUGUCUUCAGCCCACAUCACAGCUGGAAGAUCAUCUCCUGUAUCUGGGCCAAAAGCCUUAAAACCCACAAAACAAGGUGUUCUGUUUUGGAACUAUCCCAGAGUCUAGAAAAGAGUGUCGUGUGAGUUCGUAAAAUGCUUGUCUGCUCAUGAAUCUUGUUCAAGUAGAGUGGAUUUAGAGUUUUGUUUUCUACUGUGAAAAAAGAGGGCCUCCAAGCAAGGUGCUCCCAGCAUGGCCAGUUUCCAGGAGGCUUGUGGAGAGGGGAAAGCAUUCGGAGGUCAGAGAAGGCUUGAAAGGGGCACAAAAGUGACCCAGUACGCCCUGUGUACCAUGGAAGAGAAGCUGGGGUUACUCCUGCCUGGGUUAGGACCCCUAGAGUGGCCUGCCUAGGCUGAAAGGAAACAGCGGGUAGGACGCCGGCAGCAGAUAGACAAGAGGUUCAGGACUGGUUCAGGUGGACCCACACCCACCACUCGAGAGCUCGGCUGGGGCGCCGUGCUCAGUGGCAGGCCUCACACAUGGAAUGAGCAGUUCAUGCUCACAGAAACGCCAUGGUUCUGCAUUGACACCCCACAGCUGGAGAAAGUGGAAAGAAGGAAGUGACACCACCCAUGAGAUGCUUCUGUGGGGCAGAGCCAGGCCAGGCACAGCCUGUGUCCUGCCGCUGAGGGAGGGGCGGCUCCUUCCCAGGGUCCAUCCUGGAUUUUAAGCUCCAGGGGUCUUAUUUUCCAUUUCCUUUUUCUCUCAUGAGCCCCAGGGUACCGGGCCAUGUUUCUUCAGGAUAAACAACAAACAUCUGUUCUUCCCAUGGCCAGGCUAUGUGUGAAAUACUUGGCUGAGCAGCUUCCUUGUUAGUUGGCCUUGAAGUACUCAUUUCCCAGACUUAAAACCUCCAGAGAGGAUAAAUAGCUUACUUAUAGAGAUAGACUUCAAACCCCAAUCCUGUCUCCACCCACCCUAUGGCUGAGCUAUGGAGGCCUACCCAUUCACCCUCCUGGCAGACAUCUUGCCAUGCAAUGCACUUCCAUUGAAAGAAGGGAAACCCUGGACCCCGCAAAUCAUUUUUUAAAGGAAUUUAAUAUUAAGCAGUAAUGAAUGACUAGAAACGCAAGAACAAAAACCUGGUACCCUUUGUGAAAGUGCCCUUUCAGGUGUGUUUUUUGUAUAUUUUUCUUGAACUCUCAUGUUCUUCAUCAAGACAACAGUGGCUGGCUUGCGUUAAGUCGUGCAUUGGUAUGUGCCUAGGGCUGGAGGCACUGGAAGGUGGCCCCAGGGCGUUUCUGACAGGCACAGUCUGACACGUGCAUCCAUUGAGGCCUGCCUGCCGUGCUCCAGGUGUGGAACCUCCUCUCCCACAUCUAGGGGCAGUAUUUUUGUGAGCCAUCAGAGUGGGGCAUGAAGUUGAAUAGCUUAAAAGGCUCAUAGGUCUCUACUUUGUGGGAAGGUUAUUUCCCAAAACAGUUAAGUCUGUUAGAGUCACAAUUGUUGAAUGGUUGGUGCAGUCAAGCUGGCAGAUAGCAUUUGAAGUCAAAACCCAACAUGUAAUUGUUGGUCUGUCUUUCUUUCUUUCUUUCUCUUUCUUUCUUUCUUUCUCUCUCUCUCUCCCUCUCUCUCUC